Rhizopus microsporus ATCC 52813 is the source of this 1214-nucleotide messenger RNA. RefSeq lists its product as uncharacterized. The transcript has 3 exons. NCBI's taxonomy places the organism in Eukaryota, Fungi, Mucoromycota, Mucoromycetes, Mucorales, Rhizopodaceae. The record is from RefSeq and is a predicted model, not a curated record. The coding region runs from base 73 to 1131 and encodes 352 amino acids.
CUUUUUUUCUGUCUCUUUCUUUCUCUCUCUCCCUGUGUGUGUGUUUAUGGAAAAAUAACUGAUAUAUUAAAAAUGUCAUUUAAUCCAAUCAUGAAUCGAUCAAAGCAAGUAUUAUUUAUUCAAAUCAUGUGUCUGUGUUUACUUGGAUACUUCCUGGCAACAACAGUAAAGGAUUAUCACAAAUACUUUAGUAACACUAAAAGUAUCCAUAGCAAUAAAUCUAGACAGUAUCCCUAUACGAUCAUUACGGGUUCAAGUGCAAACCAUUUGUGUUCUUUAGAAAGUUUCUUGUAUUCUUUAAAUGAGAUAAAGCCCACUGUAGAGGACCACCAAUUUCCAAGAGUUGUUGUUUAUAAUAUCGGGAUGAAUAGAACUCAGUUACCAGUGUUAGACCAACUUCAAGCUAAUGGACUGGUGGAUGAGGUUAUCUUGUUUGAUCAUGAACGAUAUCCUCGCUUUUGGGAUGUUGCUAUUGACGCAGGUCAAUAUGCUUGGAAGACAGGUAUAGUCAAUGAUGCUCGUGUACGAUAUGGCGGAAUUCUCGUGUGGCUUGAUGCUGGAAAUCUAGUAACAACUGAAUUUAUCCUCAAUAUUCCCAAAAUCAUCACUCAAGACUACCAAGGAUUUUGGUCACCCAAGAGUACAUCCUACAUGGGCAAAUGGACUCAUCCGGGAAUGUUUAAAUUUUUUAAAGCAAAUAUUAAAGAAUACAAGUACAAGUCUAAUUGUAAUGGAGCAGCCAUUGGAUUUGACACGACAAAUUCAACCAUUGUGAAUGAUAUCAUCCUUCCUUGGUUUGAAUGUGGUUUACAAAAGAACUGUAUUGCUCCACCUGGUUCUUCAAGAGCAAACCAUAGACAAGAUCAAGCGGUUCUUACUUAUCUUGCUUAUGCACAUGGACAUCACUGUACUGAACACAUACACAACUUUAAUCUGCAAACACAUCGUGAUGUCGCCUGUAGGUCCACUUUGAUGGAGCUUGACUUGCAAAAUAAGCUACAUCACCCGUCUACAAUAGAUUCACUAAAAUGGGAACGUGCAGAUACGAUAGAACUGUAUAACCAUCCAGAAUGGAAGUAUCCUGAGGAUCAAGUACCUGUCAACAUAAGAAGACCCAGCAUACCAUUAUAAAUACCAUUCAAAUAAACUAUAUACAUUUCUUUUCUCUUUUCCUUUAUUACUUAAACUGGUUUAGCGCACUUUCUCAGUUCAAU